This is a messenger RNA of Acipenser ruthenus (sterlet), 1137 nucleotides long. It is a transcript of the gene dram1, whose product is annotated as DNA-damage regulated autophagy modulator 1. The record is from RefSeq and is a predicted model, not a curated record. NCBI's taxonomy places the organism in Eukaryota, Metazoa, Chordata, Actinopteri, Acipenseriformes, Acipenseridae. The coding region runs from base 187 to 903 and encodes 238 amino acids. Gene Ontology annotation, cellular component: lysosome. Gene Ontology annotation, biological process: regulation of autophagy. The transcript has 7 exons.
GAUAACCGCUCCCACACACGUGACACAACGUGUAACAGUUCUGAAGUUGUCUGAUUUUAUAAGCUUUGCUUCCUAAUCGUUUGUUUCAGAAUGAAAUGGCAAGUCACGUUACCCAGGCGAAACAGAGGGCGUUCGUGUACUAUAUUUUAAAAACACUUUAACCUUCGAAAAAGGAUUUCAGACACGAUGUUUUGGUUCAUGGAAGGGAUGUGUUUUUUGCCGGUUUCACUGGUGAUUUGGUCGUCCUCUUCUUUUAUAGUGUCAUAUAUUACGGCGUUACUUGAACGUCAUGUAGAUCCGGUGUUCCCGUAUAUAAGUGACACAGGCACAGAGCCUCCAGACAGUGGGAUUUUUGGAGUAAUGAUUACGCUGGCCUCCUUUUUGGGAGUGGCUACAAUGUAUACGAGGUACAAGUUCUUGGAAAAGUUAAAUGAAACUACACAUGCUAUUUCUACCAAACUGAACAAGUCGGCACUAUUUUUGGGGAUAAUUGGCUGCUUGGGGAUGUGUGUUGUUGCUACUUUUCAGGAAACAGUUAUUACUUUAGUUCAUGACAUUGGUGCCAUUAUUGCAUUUCUCGCCGGCGUCAUAUAUAUUUCUCUGCAAUCUAUCAUCUCUUUCAAGAUGUACCCUUCAGGGAGCACUCUGAUAGUGUGUUACAUCCGGAUGGGCAUCUCAGGCAUUUCCAUAAUUGCUGUUGUCCCAAUGAUUGUGUGUGCUUUAAUGGUGCCAAGAACACAGCUGCAUUGGGAUCCAGAUGAAAAGGACUACCCGUUACACCUGGUGAGUGCAGUUUGUGAGUGGAUAGUAGCCUUUGGCUUUGUCUGUUAUUUCCUGACCUACAUAAAAGAAUUCCAGAAAUUCACACUGAAGACCAAGGCAGAGUUCAUUGAUUGUUACUGAAAGAGGAGAGCACUUUAAUACAUUUAAUAGACUUUUACAGAUUGGGACAUACUGUUUUAAGCAAAAUGCUGCAAACUUACAAUCACUAUAUUUGUACAAUAUUUAUUUUGUAAUAUGAUUUUAUGUGAUAUAACAUGCAUUUUUAUGAUAGCAAUGUUUUGCUGCAUCCCAUUCAUCUUGUUCCAUUUGGAGAAAAAAAAAAAAAAAAUUAUCCACACUUUUAAAAUAAAGAGU